Molecule: messenger RNA, 612 nt
Organism: Enterobius vermicularis (human pinworm)
Lineage: Eukaryota; Metazoa; Nematoda; Chromadorea; Rhabditida; Oxyuridae
Source: the annotation of a GenBank genome assembly
AUGUCCAUUGCGUAUUGCCUUAGCGGUAAUACCGGAUCCGGCAUUUCACCGUCAACUUCUACCGGAUCCGGAAAUCUACCGGUUACAACCGCUAGCGCACUUCCGCAUCCGCAUUAUCGUCCUCAGUCAUUGUCUGAUACACUGUUAUUGGCGCUGCGGCAGCGGCCAUCGACACGUUUAUUUCGCGCCUUAUUUCAAUAUAUUCCAGUUCGGGAUUCACCGAAUGAAAAUCCACAAUUGGAGCUACCAUUACAAGAAGGGGACUACAUACUUGUCCACGGUGAAAUGGACGAGGAUCAAUUUUAUCACGGUGAAACAUUAGACGGUCAAACGGGUUUGGUACCGUCAAAUUAUGUAGAACGUGUUACCGACGAGCAUCUGCUGUCAAAUUCAACGCGGGCUCCGUCGCCAUCAUUUCCUCUAACUGUGCCUCAUCAUCUUACUCAAAUUCAACAUGAUUUUUCUAUUAUAUGUCCUAAUGACCAAAUACUGCCCGAUUCGGUCUGCCCAUAUCCAGCAGUUGAUGUUUCUAAUGUAACUGUGCAGGAAAUUAAGCAGAUCGAUGUACCUCGAGGUACGCUGAACAAAUUCUACUUAUCUAAUGUUGAAUAA